AUGUCUGGCAGGCUAGAUCAAUCCCUCGAUUCCAUCAUUGAUAGCCAGAAGAAGGCGAAGCGUGAAGCUCGUCGUCGCAAGGUCGGAAAGCCAGCUGGUGCAACCGCUCCUGUUGGUGGUGUCAAGAAGGCAACCAAACCAGUCAAGUCAGUCAUCAAACCUGCGGCCGGCGCCUCAGCUCAAGCACGUUCAAGCAAGAUUGUCGUCAGUGGACUGCCAUUCGACGUCAACGAAGCCCAGAUCAAGGAAUACUUCGGCAAAUCUGUAGGCAACGUCAAGAAAGUCUCUUUGCAAUACAAUCAAAAUGGCCAGAGCCGCGGCAUCGCCGACAUCAUUUUCUCCAAGCCAGACUCUGCAGCCAAAGCAGCCAAAGACCUCAACGGAAUGCUCGUUGAUAAGCGACCAAUGAAGGCAAGCACGACUUCACCUACCAUUGAAGUGGUGAUGGAUGCCAGCAGCGUUCCAGAACCAGCACCGGCAAAAUCUCUUGCGGAACGUGUUGCCGCCAAUCCGAAAGCUCAACCAAAAUCUGCCACCGCAGUCAAGAAGGUGUCCGGAAAGGAUGGGACCAAAGGACGAUCUGCCGGCAAGCCCGGCAAGCCAAAGCGUGGCCGUAGCUCUCGUCCAAAGCCGAAGACCGCUGAAGAGCUUGAUGCUGAAAUGACCGAUUACUGGGGAGGCAAUAAUCCAUCUGCCGUUGGAGCAUCGAACGAAGCUGCCACCGCCAAUGGUACAGCUCCCGCAGCUAACACCGGUGAUGACAUGGGCAUGGACGAGAUUUCAGUGAGCGAUGUCGAAUUCAUCUGCUAA
Molecule: messenger RNA, 810 nt
Organism: Rhinocladiella mackenziei CBS 650.93
Lineage: Eukaryota; Fungi; Ascomycota; Eurotiomycetes; Chaetothyriales; Herpotrichiellaceae
Exons: 5
Coding region: 1-810 (269 amino acids)
Biological process (GO): mRNA export from nucleus
Cellular component (GO): nucleus
Molecular function (GO): mRNA binding
Source: RefSeq, a predicted model, not a curated record